Molecule: messenger RNA, 1014 nt
Organism: Cryptosporidium muris RN66
Lineage: Eukaryota; Apicomplexa; Conoidasida; Eucoccidiorida; Cryptosporidiidae
Exons: 1
Coding region: 1-1014 (337 amino acids)
Source: RefSeq, a predicted model, not a curated record
AUGAACAAUUAUCACCAAGAAAGAAGUAGAAUCAUUCAACGGAAUAGGGAGGAAAUCAGAGCUUUGGAAAAAGAGAUAAAAAAUAAGAAAGGAAUAUUAAAACAGCAAUGUCAAAAGAAUUUAGAAACUGUGUUGAAAAGGCAAGAGGAAGAAUUACAGAAAUUUGAGGCUCAAUACAAUUAUAAAACCACAAAAACUAAAUCAUCAUCUAGAGGUACAAUAUGUGAUACAAAUAUAAAACCAAUUACUUUACAUGAAGAGAAACAAUGGAGUAGUUUAAGUAAAACUGAACUUGAAUCUGAAUGUCGAUUAAGAGGAUUAAAUUCAAAAGGUAGCCGUGAAGAUUUAGUUACUCGCUUAUAUAUCUUUACUAUAGAUCAGAAAUCUAAAGUAAAUAAGAAUUCAGAUACAAAUAAUAUGGAAAUUACAUCAAAUAACAAUAUAAAGAAUGACAAUAUAUCAACUCAAUAUACUACUUUUGCUGUGCCCCCAAAUAUUAACUUCUCGGAUGCAGAUGGAACUGGAAAAAGGAAAGGUAAAUCUACUAAACGUAAGGUUGAUCAUAGAAAACAGGGACAACAUAGACAAGAUUCAUGGGCAGCUUUUUGUGCUAGAAAUAGUAUUCCUCGUAAGACAAAUAAGGAGCUUGAUAGUGAAAGUGAAGAUCAAGAUAAUGAAAGCUCAGAAGAGAAUAACUCAGAAUCUAAUUCAGAUCACAUCAUUAUAGAUGAAGAAGAAAGAGCUCGUCAGAGAAAGAGAGAGGUUGUAAUGGCUAAAGCUUUAGAGAAGAUAUUAACAAAUAUAAGUAGUUGUACUGAUGAUGGUAUCACAAUAGAUGAUUUGAUAGAUCAGUUGACUAAGUUAAAUAUUCGUAACUUUAGACCUGAAUUAUUAGGCUAUAAAACGUCUGAAGAUUGGAUAGCAGCUCAACCAAAGAAGUUAUUAGUGUAUGACAUUAAGAAUAAGAGAAUUUACCCACCAGGUUUUAACUUGGAAAGUGAUGACUUUAUUUAG